This is a messenger RNA of Elephantulus edwardii (Cape elephant shrew), 1948 nucleotides long. RefSeq names its product chondroitin sulfate N-acetylgalactosaminyltransferase 1 (gene CSGALNACT1). Lineage: Eukaryota; Metazoa; Chordata; Mammalia; Macroscelidea; Macroscelididae. Gene Ontology annotation, cellular component: Golgi cisterna membrane. Bases 255 to 1841 code for a protein of 528 amino acids. The transcript has 8 exons. Gene Ontology annotation, molecular function: glucuronosyl-N-acetylgalactosaminyl-proteoglycan 4-beta-N-acetylgalactosaminyltransferase activity. The record is from RefSeq and is a predicted model, not a curated record.
CUGCACAUGAGGAAGGCUACAAUGGGAUUGAAUGUGAAACUUCACUGCCUCUGCCUUGAAAAUUGCCCUUCAGAAGGAGGAAAUCUGCCUUGUGUGGUGGCUGGCCUCAAGGGACAGGGCCCAUUGUAGAAGGAAAUGGAUGGAAGGCACAUGGGAAAACGCAUACCUGUGGUGGUCUAGUCCGUGGAAGCCCUUGUGGGGCCCUGGCCUUCUGGGAUGUCGCCAGGCCUGGACGCAUGGCUGAUUCCUGAGUGAUGAUGGUUCGCCGGGGGCUGAUGGCCUGGAUUUCUCGGAUGGUGAUUUUGCUUGUGCUCUUGUGCUGUGCCAUCUCCGUUCUCUACAUGUUGGCCUGCACCCCGAAGGGCGAUGAUGAGCAGUUGGGACUGCCCCGGGCCAAUGGCCCCACGGGGAAAGAGGGGUACCAGGCUGUCCUGCAGGAGUGGGAGGAGCAGCACCGCAACUACAUCAGCAGCCUGAAGAAGCAGAUCGCGCAGCUCAAGGACGAGCUCCAGGAGCGGAGCGAGCAGCUCAGGAACGUGCAGUACCACGCCAGCGACGCCGCGGGCCUGGGCCCCGCCGCCGAGAGAACCCCCGCGGACCUCGUGGCCUUCCUGCGCGCCCAGGUGGACAAGGCGGAGGUGCACGCCGGCGUCAAGCUGGCCACCGAGUAUGCAGCCGUGCCUUUCGACAGCUUCACCCUGCAGAAAGUCUACCAGCUGGAGACAGGCCUCACCCGCCACCCCGAGGAGAAGCCUGUGAGGAAGGACAAGCGCGAUGAGCUGGUGGAAGCCAUCGAAUCUGCCUUGGAGACUCUGAACAGCCCCGUGGAGGGCAGCCCGCCGCAGCGGACCUACACGGCUUCGGAUUUCAUCGAAGGGAUCUACCGCACAGAAAAAGAUAAAGGCACUUUGUAUGAGCUUACGUUCAAAGGGGACCAAAAACAUGAGUUCAAGCGGCUCGUCUUGUUUCGACCAUUUGGCCCUAUCAUGAAAGUGAAGAAAGAAAAACUCAACAUGGCCAGCACACUUAUCAACAUCAUCGUGCCGCUGGCCAGGAGGGUGGACAAGUUCCGGCAGUUCAUGCAGAAUUUCAGGGAGAUGUGCAUCCAGCAGGAUGGGCGAAUUCAUCUCACGGUUGUUUACUUUGGGAAAGAACAAAUGAAUGAGGUCAAAGGAAUACUUGAAAACACUUCCAAAGCUUCCAACUUCAGGAACUUUACGUUCAUCCAGCUGAAUGGGGAAUUCUCUCGGGGAAAGGGACUGGAUGUCGGCGCCCGCUUCUGGAAGGGAAGCAACGUCCUCCUCUUCUUCUGUGACGUGGACAUCUACUUCACCAGUGAAUUCCUCAACACAUGUAGGCUGAACACCCAGCCAGGGAAAAAGGUAUUUUAUCCAGUGCUUUUCAGUCAGUACAAUCCUGGCAUCAUCUAUGGCCAUCACGACUCCAUCCCUCCAUUGGAGCAGCAGCUGGUCAUAAAGAAGGAAACCGGAUUUUGGAGGGACUUUGGAUUUGGGAUGACUUGUCAGUACAGAUCAGACUUCAUCAAUAUAGGUGGCUUUGACUUGGACAUCAAAGGCUGGGGAGGAGAGGAUGUGCACCUUUACCGCAAGUACCUCCACAGCAACCUCAUCGUGGUGCGCACGCCUGUGCGGGGCCUCUUCCACCUCUGGCACGAGAAGCGCUGCGUGGAUGAACUGACCCCAGAGCAGUACAAGAUGUGCAUGCAGUCCAAGGCCAUGAACGAGGCCUCGCAUGGCCAGCUGGGCAUGCUGGUGUUCAGGCACGAGAUCGAGGCCCACCUCCGCAAGCAGAAACAGAAGACAAGUAGCAAAAAGACAUGAACUCCCAGGGGUGGGGUGUGGGAGACAUCUUUCUAUAUUUCUUUUUGCAGUUCUCAAAAGACUGACUACAAUGAGAAAAAGACUUUCUAUAAAGGGUGGCAAAAGAA